AUGUCGCUCCAAGCACUCGGAGCAGUGCUGUUCCUCGUGCUGACCGUCCUCGUCGCAGUCAAGCUGGACAGUCCCGAUCGCAUGUCAUGGCCGAUAGCGUUCAUCCCCUGCUGGAUAUUCGAUGGCGUCGCUUGCAUCCUGUGCGUCCGGAUGCGCAGACGGCGGCGCAACCACUCCAUCCCAGCCAAGCAGCUCGCUCUGCGCGCGGGCUUUCUCGCCUUGAUGAUUGCGUUCCAAGUCCUGCUUGUUCUGCGACUGGAAGGGCUGCUGACUGUUCGGUGGAUUGCCGUCCUGGCGCCGCUGCUCGCCUUCGAGCUGCUGUUCGCAGGAACGUCUGUGCUUUACAUUCAUCACAACCGCCCGUACUGA
Molecule: messenger RNA, 369 nt
Organism: Capsaspora owczarzaki ATCC 30864
Lineage: Eukaryota; Filasterea; Ministeriida; Capsasporidae
Exons: 1
Coding region: 1-369 (122 amino acids)
Source: RefSeq, a predicted model, not a curated record